AUGUCUACUGAACUAAAUACAAUUUGGAAUGAAAAAAAAGGAGUAGAACUUUAUUGGAUGUCAGUUGAAAGCACAGCCACCAAGAAUAGAAAUAAACAGCUUGGUCCUAGACGUUGUCCAGAUAACUUUUGGGUAUAUGAAACUAAACUUGAGGACUUGAAUUUCGAGAUUAUUUAUAUGGAGAUAUCCAAUGGACCUUGGAUGUUAGAUGAAAUUCAUUCAAUUGAGGAACAUAGGAGAUUAGGUCGUUAUUAUAUUAUUGUUACAUUAAAUGGAACUGUGAUGGAAAAUCCAUCUAUUUCUGAAACAAUAGUCAAAUUCGAAAUUAAUUCAUCAGUUUAUAUCGAAAAGAAAAAAGUGGCCAAUGCGUAUCACAAAACAACAGAAAAACAUCUUGAACCAAUUUCAAAAAAAUUAAAUCGUGGUCACACUAUUUUUCUAUCUGGAAACCUAGAAUUAGUGAACGGAUUAAAAAUGAUACAAGUAACAUCACUAUCUUUUGUUAAUUCAACCAACUCUAAUACCAUGUUAGAUAACCAAGUUUCAACAACAUCUCCUAUCAAAAUUAAUCCUUCAGUUGCAAAAAUUGCUCAACAAAUUAUAGGUAAUAGUAGUUCAACCAAUGAAACCAAGAAAAGAAAAGGAACAAAUAUUUUAAAACCAACAAGAAAUAUCAAAAUUCCAAAAUUAGCACAGUUAGCAGUAUCACAAAUAACAUCAUCAGAAAUUGUUAAUAUUGAAGGAAGCAACA
Entrophospora candida is the source of this 751-nucleotide messenger RNA. Lineage: Eukaryota; Fungi; Glomeromycota; Glomeromycetes; Entrophosporales; Entrophosporaceae. The record is from the annotation of a GenBank genome assembly.